AUGCCGUCAAAAAAAUCCAAGAAAAGAUCUACCGACUACAGCCUUGGGCUCUUGAAUAAUAUCAAUGCGCCCGGGCGCAAUAUCGCGAACAUACAGGAUCCCAAAAGGCGCCGCACCACCCAUGGCGAUAUCUUUGAUAUUCCUAUCUCCCCCUCCCCGACCAAAUCUCGAAGGACCCCUCAAACCGAACCAAAAAAUACAAACCGGUUGAGUUUGAGAAACCGUGCAGUGCCUAGAUCCACGCGACUGGAGUCACCUCCCAACGUUUCCGACAAUGAAGAAGACAACGAGCCCAGCAACGACGAAUCCGGGUCAGGCGACAGGGAGUCUGAACCAAUUCAAGAUGUACCCGGCGACAACGGGGAGGAAGAAUUGAGCGAGAACCAGGACGAGCUUCAGCGCCAAGCUGAAUAUGACCCGUUUCCCGAACCAGUCGAUCUGUUCCCGGCCGACGAUGAGGAUCAAGCUGAUGAUCAGCUUGGAUACAAAGCUACAAAUACACAAGACGAUGGACCUGGAGACGGACCUGAACAUGAAGGCGAAAAGGCGACAGAUAAUCAAGCUGGAGAGGAAGCUAGAGACACACAGGAUGAUGCAUCUGCGGACGGAUCCGAAUAUGAAGAUGAAGAAGAGGCGGAUGAUCAUUCUUCAGCUGAAGACCAGAAUCACUCAACACCCACCCAGCAGAUUGCAAAUGCAGACACCCUCGAGGCGCAAAUCCUCGAGGGUGUACCAAGAAGCCAAAGGGAUAGCACACAUAUAAGUUGCGAGUCAGCGGAUGCUCGAGAAUCUCAAGUUGCCUCGCAGCUCCAGGAAGUACCAGAGACACCAAAUAUUGAGCCACCCCACCCAAAUAAGGACCAUCGAAGCGCUCGCUCCGAUAUCUUCACGUGGCUGACCGAGGCGACCAAAGAAUCUGGCUUCAAAGACACCUGGGAAGCAAUGCGCAGAACAAGGAAAACUCUAAAGACCCACGCUGAUCCCUCUGCAAAAGACCAUUUCAGGGGUAUCAUAAAGCUCAUUAGGCGGCUACGAAGUCUGUUUGAAACAAUGGCCGAGGACCCUGGUUCAGCUUCUUCCUUGAAAAACCAGUGCAGCCUCAUCGCGAACAGCGUCUUUAAAGAGAACCAGUGGAUCAUUUACACGGAAGCCCCGGAGGAUGAAGAGGAUGGUGCAAACCUGGUCAAUCAGCUUGAAGCCCAUAUUGUUCCCCGACUGAUUGACCUAAUCAUACACGGAUUCAAGACAUACAAGACUAUUAAUGAUCGGGGAGCGCGACAAUUUCGCAUUAUCCUGGAUUUACUUUGGGGGUCCUGUGAUAGGAUAUCCUCCCUCGCCCAGAUGCAUUAUGAUAUUAGUGGGGGCGUGAUGGCUCGUUCUAAAAUGGUGAUGCGACAUGUGAAGACUCUCAAGGAUGCGCUAAACGACGGCCGGCUACGUGAGACACCUCAUCGUACCCCCCAACGCCCUCUAGGGUACAGGCAAUUUGAGUUGGAAGAGGUUGACAGCCAUAUCUCUUGUGGACGGUGGACCCAUGCAGAGACGAUUGCACUCCGUGAUGGCUUACAAUCAUAUGAGGGGGAAGAUCGAUAUAUCGAUAUCAAAUGUGACAAUACAAUUGGCGGUCAACUCUCCCAGCGCAUCCUACAACAUAUCCAGGGUCAAGCCAUCAAACUCGGAUUGGACGACCCAUGA
Molecule: messenger RNA, 1695 nt
Organism: Penicillium crustosum
Lineage: Eukaryota; Fungi; Ascomycota; Eurotiomycetes; Eurotiales; Aspergillaceae
Exons: 2
Coding region: 1-1695 (564 amino acids)
Source: RefSeq, a predicted model, not a curated record